Thermothelomyces thermophilus ATCC 42464 is the source of this 891-nucleotide messenger RNA. RefSeq lists its product as uncharacterized. NCBI's taxonomy places the organism in Eukaryota, Fungi, Ascomycota, Sordariomycetes, Sordariales, Chaetomiaceae. Gene Ontology annotation, biological process: thiamine diphosphate biosynthetic process; thiamine metabolic process. The transcript has 2 exons. Gene Ontology annotation, molecular function: thiamine binding; thiamine diphosphokinase activity; ATP binding. The record is from RefSeq and is a predicted model, not a curated record. Bases 1 to 726 code for a protein of 241 amino acids.
AUGGACGAACCGAAAGCGGAUGCUGACUCUCCACAAGCGCAAGUCCGCAUUGCAGCUGACGGGGGAGCAAACGCCCUGUACCAAGCUGCCGGCCAGCACGGCGACUCCUCUUUUGAUGACCUCGCCGUCAUCAUUGGCGACCUCGACAGCCUGAGCCCCUCCGCCCGGGCCUACUACGAGUCCCGCGGGGACGAUGAACGGCAGAAUAAGACCCUGGUCAUCCGCGAUCCUAACCAAGAGUCUACUGACUUUGGCAAGGCCGUGGCGUACGUCCGGCAGCAUUACGGCCACCGAGACGGCGCCCAACCCAUCGACAUCGUCGCCAUCGGCGGCUUAGGCGGCCGCGUCGACCAGGGGCUCAGCCAGCUCCACUACCUGUACCGGUUCCAGGCGGAACCGGGCUAUGCGCAGGGGCGCAUGUACCUGUUCAGCGGGGAGAGCUUGACGUUCUUGCUGAAGCCGGGCACGCACCGCAUCAGGGUGAGGGACGGCCGGUCCGAAGACGUGUUUGGGAAGUACGUGGGCAUCCUGCCGGUGGGGAAGCCCAGCAGGAUUACGACACGGGGGCUGGAGUGGGAUGUGCAGGACUGGGAGACGCGGUUCGGGGGGCGGGUAAGCACCAGCAACCAUGUGCUUCCGGAGACGGAGGUGGUCGAGGUGCAGACCACGGAGGAGGUACUGUUUACGAUCGUGCUGAGGCAGCCGGCCUGGCUGGACCGCAGCUAGCACCGCAUGCUUGGGUCCGGUUCAUGUACAUACAUACUGUACAUACAGUACAUACAUAGGCACCAGACGCGCGGAGGCGACGUGUGUGAUUAGGAACAGAGACCUAGCAUCAGCUGCCGUGACAGAACUUUGGAUUAAAACAACACCACAACAACCCCUCCCCCC